AUGUCUCCUGAGCAUCUCCCCAUCGCGUCUAUGCGGGCUGGCGGCACCAACAUGCAAGGCCAGCGGGAGCUGGGGGGAGCACCUGGCCACAUGCCCCCUCUCUGCGCGUUUCUGAGUGACCUCGCAGAGCAAGCAGGCGGGGUUUCCUUCUGCCGGGUUUCUAAAGACAGCGGUGCAGGCUCGGCACCUGGGAGACAGGGCGCUGACGCUGUGGAGUGGGCGAGUCCUCGCUCCCUCCUUCCCCCGCCGGAUGGGGAUGGGGAAGCCAGGAUCUCUGGGCGCAGCGGAGAGGGCUUGUCUGCCUCCGCCAGUGGUCCAGACCUAGGGGAACACAGCGGCGCCUGGGGAGAGUUUGAAGGCUUUCGGGAAUCCUCAGCCAGGUCUGAACAAUUCUCUCAGUCCUUUGAGCUCCCGGAGAGGCCCACAGAACCCCAGCCGCCGAGAACCAUUUCUGCCCAAAAGGAGCGUAGUUCUCGCCAGCCUCACCAGGGUGGACCUGGGGUGACAGGAACCAGCGCCAUCACAUCUUCUGAGCCUAUUGUCAGCUAUGAGAAGAUUUUUAGGUUCACUUUUCAAGAAGUACCAGUCCCACAGGCAACUGAAGAUGUUUCCACCUUAGACCAUUUCUUAGAAACAAGCAAUGAAGAAAAACUUGGCCUUGAAUCUGUGCAUAAACUGUGGUCUGAAUCCAGAAAACUCUGGAGAGCUCUUCAGAACCCCAGGACCACGAUGACUUCCCGAUGCCUCUGGAGCGAGUCCUGUUGCCGGGAAAACUUCCUUCUUGUUCUCGGAAUAGAUGCUGCUCAGAAGAGCCUUUCGGAGGGCCCGGGCCGCACUCUGGGAGACCCCGGCCUCCAGGAGCCCGAAGAGCUCGGCUUCCGCCUUCACCGCUGCAGAGCCCUGAUCCAGACCAAGCUCUCAGGGACGCCGGGCGGCAGACAGGGCAGCCUGAUCACAUACAGCCUCUUCCUCAAGACCCCCAUACACGGAAAUGGGCAAUACAUCACAAUUCCAAGGAAGAAGAAGAUUUUCACUCCUUGUAACCUAAAAAUGACAUUGUUUAACAGUGACGUUUGCUAAAGCGGGAGAACUUUGUGUCUUGAUGAGGGAUCUUAAGGUUUCUUACCGGUUUGGUUUGGUACUAGAAACCAGAGCUAUUUUGUAGAGGGGUGCUCCAUAUCAGGGCUGACGCUUUGAUGGGGGGAAAUGUCCCUCGGGAGAGCCAGUCACCAGGAAGGGGGCACCCGGGUCCCCAGGAGCCCCACCCCAGCCUGGCUCCAGGGACCCUCCCCUGGGAAGGUGUUGCCAGCCGCUGGAGGCACCUGUGAGGGACCCCAGGCCUGGUUGCCUGAGCCAUGCUGCCUGGGACCCCAGGGUGGCUUCACACGUGGCUGGAACUGUCACUGGGAGCAGCCAUUCAGGGACCCGGUAGGCCCUGCGUGCGUUGCUGCCACACUGGCCCCUGGCCUGGGUGUCCACGUGGCAAGGCACACGCAGGGGUAGGUGCUGUUUCCGCAAAGCGAGUGUGCUCGCCUGCCCGGUGCCUGGGUG
This is a messenger RNA of Mesoplodon densirostris (Blainville's beaked whale), 1551 nucleotides long. It is a transcript of the gene CLBA1, whose product is annotated as clathrin binding box of aftiphilin containing 1. NCBI's taxonomy places the organism in Eukaryota, Metazoa, Chordata, Mammalia, Artiodactyla, Ziphiidae. The record is from RefSeq and is a predicted model, not a curated record. Gene Ontology annotation, molecular function: clathrin binding. Gene Ontology annotation, cellular component: AP-1 adaptor complex; trans-Golgi network membrane. Gene Ontology annotation, biological process: intracellular transport.